UUAUAAAUUGUUUUUAAAAGGCAUUAAUAAGGACAAUAUUUGAAUGAUUAUUAGUGUUUUAAAAAGUGUUACAUGUGAAUGCUUUCUCAAAGUGACAAACAUUUUAAUAUGAAACGUCAAAUGUAAACAGAUUAUAUCACUGGAUUUUCACAUUUCAUGAUAUGGGACGAAAUCAAUAUUGUCAGUCAGCUGAUCACAGAGCCUAGAUAACUCUGCCAUCAUUGAAUUUUCGAAAGAUUUCGUGUCCAGUGACUAAAGUCUUCUGCACUGAAUGGAACUUCUGACCAAGAGGACUUUUCAAAAAUAAUAAUAAAAAACACGAAAAGUCGGACUUACAGCAACAAACUUGCACCGGAUUUAGUAAUGAAGUAGUCGGAUAAAUAAACUCCAAAGUGGAUUUUUAAAGAACAAAAAAUGGAGUUUAAGAAUAUUUGGGCGUACUUUGCUUUCACUUUUUAUUUGUCCAUUACUUCUGCAGAGAGUAUUAGUGUUAACUUUGAAGCAGAAGAGGAAAUCAACGGACAACAAUACCUUGGCAAUCUUAUCACUAAAGUUAACGACAGCGUUGGCAAUGACUUGGAUGGAUACGGAUUUCAAAUUCCAAAUGGCGUUUACAGUGGAUACUUUACGGUCAAUGAAAGCGGCGACUUUAGUGCUGUUCAAAAAAUAGACCGCGAAAGUAUUUGCUCAGCACCCAAAUGUGUGCUCCAACUAAAUGUGUAUGCAAUUUCACAGGCAGAUUUUCUAACGAUCGAAGUAAAUGUUGAAAUAAUGGACACCAAUGAUAAGAUCCCAGAAUUUUCCAGCAAUGUUUUUCGUCUCUCGAUCCAAGAAGGUAAUGCUCUUGGAAGCACCUAUGAGCUUCCGUCUGCUGUUGAUCUCGACACAGGAAUCAACAGGAUAAAAAACUUUGUUCUUGAGCCAAAUGAUGGAAGCUUUUCACUGGAAAACCAUACCAACCUUGAUGCCUCUAUUGGACUUAAUCUUAGAAUUAACUUAACUCUUGACCGUGAAACAAUAGACUUGUACCAGCUUUUGGUGAAAGCAAUAGAUGGCGGUAGUCCUGCACUCACUGGUACUCUAACUGUCAAUAUUAACAUUACAGACAUUAAUGAUAAUCGACCUGUGUUUGAUCCACAAAAAUACAAUGUCACUAUCGAUGAAGAUGUAGCAGUGAAUACUGAACUCGUCAUUGUUACUGCAACAGACAGAGACAUAGGCGAAAAUGCUAGGUUAUCUUACAGUUUCACAAAAAUGGAACCUCAGUCGAUUCAGAAUGUUAUUGCCAUUGAAGAAGCAACUGGUAAAAUAUUCAUAAACCAAAGGAUUAACUCCCAAACUGGACCAUUUACGCUGUUCGUUGAAGCUGCUGAUCAUGGUAAUCCAGUUAAAAGGAGUUAUCAAGCUGAAGUCAUCAUAAAUGUCAGAGACAUUAACAAUAACGCCCCUCAAAUAGUGACAAUCACUUACAUAAAUAAUAGAAAAAUCAGAGAAGAUGUAGCAGAAGGGUUUCUUGUGGCCAUUUUUGAUGUUAGGGAUGCAGAUACAGGCGAAAAUGGUGAUGUCACAUGCACUUCUGAAAACGAGAAUUUUUCAAUCAGGAAAGGAGAGAAAAACUCUAUGAACAUUUUUCAGUUUAGUAUUCAUGUUCAUUCAAAACUUGACAGAGAAGUGAAAAGCUCACAUGACAUACUGAUAAAUUGUUCUGACAAUGGUGAAAUCCCUCUGCAUUCAAACACAUCAUUCACUGUAGCUGUUGAAGACGUCAACGAUAAUGCACCCUUUUUUGCUCAGCGUGAAUACUCAAAGGAUAUCUUUGAAAAUGUAACAUCCGGAGCUGUUCUGUUGAAAGUGGUAGCUACUGAUAGAGACGACGGUCCAAAUGCCAGGCUUAACUACAGUAUUGUCCCUACCAAUGCAAUGAGUAUGUUUUACAUUGAAGCAGAUGGUAUCAUUCGAGCAGUGCGACCAUUUGAUAGAGAAGAGAAGGAUUAUUAUCAGUUUAAUGUGAUCGCUAAGGACAAUGGCAAUCCAAGUCUGAAUGACACUACUGUUGUAGAAGUUAGAGUUUUGGAUAUCAAUGACAACUCUCCAAAAUUUACCGGCGACAGUUACGCAAUGGCUGUUCUCGAAAAUAGUAACGUUAGUACAAGCAUUGGACAAGUAACUGCAACAGAUGAAGAUUUAGGUGAAAAUGGACAGGUUUCUUUUGUCAUACCUUAUGAAUUCCCAGAGGAUUUAUUUCCAUUCCAUGUUCUCGAUGAUGGUACAGUCAUUACAAAGGAAGUCUUGGACAGAGAGGUGAAAAGUUUGUACAAGUUUGAGAUUCUUGCUUCUGACCACGGUAAUCCGCCAAAGUCUACAAGAGUGCCGGUGAUGGUUACAGUCAGGGAUGUCAAUGAUAACAAACCAUACAUUGAAAUACCAGGAGAUAAUGAAAACAACAGCAUUUCCAUUCCGCACAACACUGCAAAGAACACUGUCAUAUACACUGUUGUUGCUACUGACGCUGAUGAAAACCAAGAAGAUGAGUUGCAAUACAGUAUAAUAGCAGGAAACUCUAAAGAGCUGUUUCAAAUAGAUUUAGUCAAGGGUGAAAUAUUUCUUACUCGUGAAGUCAAAGAUGAUGAUCCAAAACAGUUUACACUGGAAAUAUCAGUCAAAGACAGUCAGGAAUUUCCACUGGAAUCCACAGCCGAAUUACAUAUCAGCGUCUUCAUUGCCAAAGGGGUUAUGGGACCAGAAACAAGUGCAGCAUCUACUGGUCAGAACAUCCUCAUUGCCAUUAUUAUUUCCUGUGUCACUGUCAUCCUUUCCAUCAUCAUUAUCACCAUAAUUUGUGUCUUGAAACGCAAGGACAACCAAAAAGCACUUUACAAUGCCAAAGCCUACGAUGAACAAAAAAUAAUCUCUGAUCCCAGCAGAAGUAGCAAUCGCUCGAAUUCAUCCCGAGGAUCAAGAGACAAGAUGCUGUUCCCUCCAGAACCGGUUUACCCAGGCGAGAUGAUGUUUAUCGAGAACGGCUUUGGGAAAAAGCAGGUUAGCUUUUCCGUGGAUGAGGAACAGGACACAGGAAUCUCCAUUGAGGCGAGCGGCCAGUUUGACCCUGUCACUUCCUUCAAGUCUCCAUCUCCGGUACCAGUCCAGUCUCCUGAUUACCAGAACUACCAGAAGGAAGUUUCUCCUCCGCGUUCGGAGAAGAGUGACGACACGAAACAGCGGGAAAUCCACAGGAUGACAUCGCUCCGCGUACAUCAGGCACUCAUACAGUCUCACAACAACAACAAUAACAACAACAGCAAACAGUGGCCACAAUCAUCACAAGAAGAGCUGUCCGGCCAGGGGAGGGGAUAUAUUGGAUUGGCGAGGGGGAAGGGUCAUCACCUGGACGACACACACAGCGAAUCUUCAGGGGAGACAACCACUAGCGACUCCGGGCGAGGUGGCAGCGAGGAAGACAUUCGUAAUAUUACCAUCUCGCAUGACACAGAUGAGUCACGAAGCCCUAACACCUCAACCGCCCAUCCAUUCUACUCCACAGACGCCCAGUCUCCGACCUUUACAUCGUUCCAUGGCAACAGCGUACACAAAGCCGGUCCAGUCCUCUCAGCCUUCCUCAAGAAAAAACAGAACCGUAGGAAUAGCAAUAGUGAAGAUAAAAACAAUCAUAAUUCCUACGCCAUGAAUGACUUGUCUAACCCCCAACGGGGAGGGGUUCCUAGUGUGUAUUCAUACAGACCUAACGAUGGCGGUGAAUCGCCGAGAGUGAAUAAUACUUUUAAUUUCGAUCCUCAUUAUGGACCAAGCAUGACUACUUUUGGCCAUUUAAAGAAUAAUCUAGAUGCCAAUCCAUUGUUACAUUCAUCAAAACAGUCCAACUUGAAUCCAGCUAAUUCCUUUGAGAAUGAUAGCGUUACGGGACGAUCUCAAGACGAUGAUAAUACAACAACAACAUCAGGUAGCUACACCAUCAAUGACAUUCAGGAUGACAUUCUUGCUUCUGAUAUGCCACAGGACAUGUUUUACAAGCCAGACACGUUUGUCUGACGUGGCUUUUGUGAUCAUAUUUGCCUUGGUUAAAAGUGCUAAUAUUGACUGCUUGAAAAGAUAUUAAAACAAAGGGGGACAACCAGAGAUGCUGGUAAUCUGGGAUAAAGUGAAUUACCUCCCUUUUCGUUUGUUGAUAUGAACUAAAUGUUGAUCAAGGGAGAUUACCUGAGGUUAACUUAUACUCAUUAAACAAGGGAGGUCACUUGAGGCUAACUUAUACUCACUAACAAUCAAAAUGUGAUAUGGACAGGAUAUGCAGGGUUUUGCAUAAUCAAUUCCACAAUAUUUGUGGUAAUGUUCCAGAUGUAUGGAGGCUAUGUACCAAAUGUUGCUAGUAUGGUGUAUUGUAUAUGACUGUGUUCGCCAGUGAAAAUAUUGAUAGUGUAUAAAUCAAAUUCAAAAUAUAUUCACUUGUGUGAAUGCUUAUAAGAAAAGCAUUGAAAGAUUUGUGUACUCAGAUAUAAAAAUGAUUGUCAUGCCAUUUUAUUGCCAUUUUUAAUUAUGAAAAACCAAAAAACAAGGCUUCAAUUCAAAACACUGUGUUUGGUCAUAAUCGAUUGUAGCUGAUGUUGCAACGAUAAAUCGAUUAUAUUGGAUUAUUGCACAAUACUGAAGUACACCAAGUUUUACACUUCAAUUAAAUACCCAUAUUACUUCACAUUUAUUACAACUUAUAAUGCAGCUUUCUUACGAUGAUCUCAGACUUAUGCCUUACUGUGUGAAAUUAAUCAUGUUUCGUUUCUAUUUCAAUUUGGUAGGGGCAAUUAUUAAAAAAAUAUAAGUGAACCCUGUGGGGACUUGGAACUUAAUAAGGAUGUAUGAAAUCUGUAAUUAUCUCCUUUUUAAGAGUUUUGGGACCUUCAAAGGAUAAUAUUUUAAACAUAAUUGAGAUAAACUAUGUUUUGGGUUAUGGAAUCAAUUUUAAGUAAGAUUUAGGCUUAAUGAAAUAUGAUAAUAAAACAUAUAACACUCAAGAUGUUUCAUGAGAUUUGGGCCGGAGACUGCAUUCUAUAACUGAUGCAUGUCUAAGGAUGCUUAGAAUGAUAUUGGACAAAGCCCUUGGGUUUAAACUUUUAUAUUAAACAAAUAAUAAAUUCUUCAUUCAUUUCCUACUGUACUAUAUGUUUUUGUUUCUUGUGUUAUUUAUAUCAACUAAUUGGUGUUCAUUUGUUGUUCUGUUUUCUAUGAUUUUGUAAUAUAGUGAAUUUUGAGAUAUUGUAUAUUAUUCAGGGAUCAUGAAUUCCACACACAUUUUUGAUCAGAUUAUAUAAUAUAUUCAUAAUAAAUAAGAGAAAAAAGAUGCUAGAAAAAUAAUAAAAUAUUU
Messenger RNA from Mya arenaria, 5374 nucleotides. RefSeq names its product protocadherin-11 X-linked-like. The transcript is spliced from 6 exons. Gene Ontology annotation, biological process: homophilic cell-cell adhesion. The record is from RefSeq and is a predicted model, not a curated record. The coding region runs from base 415 to 4047 and encodes 1210 amino acids. NCBI's taxonomy places the organism in Eukaryota, Metazoa, Mollusca, Bivalvia, Myida, Myidae. Gene Ontology annotation, molecular function: calcium ion binding; cadherin binding. Gene Ontology annotation, cellular component: catenin complex; plasma membrane.